AUGAAGAAGAAAAUGAUGGCAUACACCACAGACAGCGCUACUACAGGACAUUUAUUGAAUCGCUUGUAUCAAAAGAUUGAACGAACAACACACCAAGAUCCGCAUCCAGGGUUAAUCAUUGCUUCGCAUCACUUCUUCGAGCCUUACCCUCUUGUUAACGAGAUUGACCUACUCAGUCUUGUGAUCAUGGAUCUCUUAAUCCAGUUUUCUUAUCCAUCCUUUUCUGGUUACAGUAAGUUCACAAUUUCCUUUACCAUGAAGCGAUCUUACGGAGAGGAGAUCUCAUUUACGCUAGGUCCAGCUAUCCCCUUGACAACUCAAGAUUGUCAGUUAAUUCCAAAAAGUGAGAUCUAUGCUCAUAUAUCGAGAUAUAUUCAGAAAUAUGCAGAAAUCUACGACGGAGAUUAUAUAGUUCGAGUCAUGAUCCGAGUCUAUAUGGACGGCAAAAAGAUGGAUAGGCCAUCCCUAUCUUCAGAUGAGAGAGAUAGCUCACUUUCUUCAAUCAUUCAAGCCGGAUUGAGUGAGGUCGAGCCAAUAACAGCAAGAGAGAUCAGAUAUCGUAAGCGUAGCUAUCCAACCCAUAUCACAGCACUCAAACCAUCUCGCACUGAGCUUAAACCAUUCAUUGUAGCCGAUACCGAGACUAUCCUGAUCGAUAACGUUCAUAAGCCUUAUGCUGCUGGUCUCAUGCUGGUUCGUCCCGGUGAAGAGAUCUCUUCUCUUAUGAUUGAUACCUACUUCAGUGAAGACUACUCUAUAAUCUUUUCUUCAAAGGAAGAAAAGAGUACUAAGGUACUUUAUGACUUGGUAUUAAGGAUAUCAACGAUUGUUAGACAAGAACAAUCAACUUUAACUAUUUACUUCCACAACUUCUCUAGAUUUGAUGGAAUUCUCUUGCUUAAGCACCUAGCAUGUCAUCACAAGAGCUACAAGCUCAAACCACUGAUGAGGAACAAUAGGCUUUACGAGUUAGCUGUCUAUUCUGGUAAGAAGAUGUUAUUCCGCUUCAGAGACUCAUUGAAUCUACUCCCAGGCAAACUGAGCGCCCUAGCUAAGAAUCUAUGCCCGGGUCUAGGCCCGAAAGGCUCUAUCCCAUAUGAAGAGGUGAGAGUGUCAAAUCUGGAAAGUAUGAAAAAAAGCUUGAUAGACUAUAUGAAGCAGGACAUCCUUCUCCUAGGAGGUGUAAUGCAACAAGCUCAAGAGAUAUAUUGGAAGCAGAUCUCCUAUUUCCUUCAACUAAUGCAAUUCUACACAAUGAAAUCUUCUUGGAAACAAAAAAGUGAGGGAUAG
Tripterygium wilfordii is the source of this 1290-nucleotide messenger RNA. RefSeq names its product DNA polymerase-like. The transcript has a single exon. Gene Ontology annotation, biological process: DNA replication. Lineage: Eukaryota; Viridiplantae; Streptophyta; Magnoliopsida; Celastrales; Celastraceae. The coding region runs from base 1 to 1290 and encodes 429 amino acids. Gene Ontology annotation, molecular function: DNA binding; DNA-directed DNA polymerase activity; nucleotide binding. The record is from RefSeq and is a predicted model, not a curated record.